Messenger RNA from Dromaius novaehollandiae (emu), 3400 nucleotides. It is a transcript of the gene PDZD7, whose product is annotated as PDZ domain containing 7. NCBI's taxonomy places the organism in Eukaryota, Metazoa, Chordata, Aves, Casuariiformes, Dromaiidae. Bases 287 to 3013 code for a protein of 908 amino acids. Gene Ontology annotation, biological process: auditory receptor cell stereocilium organization; sensory perception of sound. The transcript has 16 exons. Gene Ontology annotation, cellular component: stereocilia ankle link complex; cilium; stereocilium tip. The record is from RefSeq and is a predicted model, not a curated record. Gene Ontology annotation, molecular function: protein binding.
CCGCAUCCCUCCCCCGCCCCCCCGCGCCGCCGCGGCGGCUCCGCGGGCGGCACCGUGGGCGCAGGUCGCGCCGCGGAGCCGUGGCGGCAGCGCCGAGCACCCGGCGGCGCCGAGCAGCCGGCAGCGCCGAGCACCCGGCGGCCCGGGCGGCCCCGCGCUGCCGAGCGGGAGCGGGGCCCCGGCCCGGCAUGUGCUGCGGGGCCGCGCCAUGUGCCCCCCCGGCCGGCGGGCGCCCCCGGCCCCGUGAGGAGGCGGCCGCCCCGACGCCGCGGUGCCCGGCGCCACCAUGGCGCGGGGCUCAGAUGCGGCGCUGUCGGAGAUGACGGCGGGCAGCCGGUCGCGGAGCUCCAGCAGCGAGGCCAGCCUGGCCGCCCACUGCCUCCUGAGCAAGCAGAGCCGCCUGCUCAACGGGGCCGCCCGGGGCAGCAGCCGUGCCGCCUCCCCCAUGGGCCGCGUCAUCCUCAUCAACUCCCCCAUCGAAGCCAGCAGCAAUGAGAGCGACAUCAUCAACGCCAUCACGGUGGAGAAGAGCCUGGACGGCAAGCUGGGCUUCAGCGUCCGCGGCGGCUCCGAGCACGGGCUGGGCAUCUUCGUGAGCAAAGUGGAGGAGGGCAGUGCGGCUGAGCAGGCCGGGCUGUGCGUGGGCGACAAGAUCACGGAGGUGAACAGUGUGAGCCUGGAGAACAUCACCAUGAGCAGCGCCGUCAAGGUCCUCACCGGGAACAACCGCCUCCGCAUGGUGGUCCGGCGGAUGGGCCGCGUGCCGGGCAUCAAGUUCUCCAAGGAGAAGACGGCCUGGGUGGACGUGGUGAACAGGCGCCUGGUGGUGGAGAAGAGCGGCUCGACGCCGUCGGAGAGCGGCUCCGAAGACGGCCUGCGGCGCAUCGUCCACCUCUACACCACCUCCGACGACUACUGCCUGGGCUUCAACAUCCGCGGCGGCAGGGAGUUCGGCCUCGGCAUCUACGUCUCCAAGGUGGACCCCGGGGGGCUGGCGGAGCAGAACGGCAUUCGGGUGGGAGACCAAGUCCUUGCAGCCAACGGAGUCAAGUUCGAAGACAUAAGCCAUAGCAAGGCAGUGGAGGUGCUGAAGGGGCAGACCCACAUCAUGCUGACUAUCAAGGAGACCGGCCGGUUCCCUGCCUACAAGGAAAUGGUGGCCGAAUACUGCUGGCUCAGUCACUUGACCAACGGGCAGCUGCAGCAGCUGUCGCAGGCCUCAGAGACCAGCUCCUCCAUCUCCUCGUACUCGUCGGGGCCGGCGCCGGGGGCACUCAAUGGCCUGGCCGCCGCCGCCCCGGGCCCCCCAGCCCGCACCGUGGACGUGGCCAUCUCCACGGAGGACGGGCUGCGGCGGGGCUGGAGCCGGGAGCGCGCCGAGCGGGCCAUGCAGACGGAGCCAGCUGUCGAGGGGCUGCCGGAGACGCGGCGCACGGUGCGGCCCCCCGAGCUGCUGCGCGACACGGCCAUCCGGGGGGGCCAGGGCCAGCCCCCCGGCCCUCUCCCGCGCCGGCCCUUCACCCACUCGCCCAAGACAGCGCUGCUGCUGGCCCUGAGCUGGCCCCGGCAGCCCAUCACGCGCUCCCAGAGCGAUCUCACUGUCGCCGAGGAGAAGCGGAAGAAGGAGAAGCCGGAGGAGCUGGGGGUGCGGGGGGCCCCCCCCGGCCUGCACCGCUCCAAGACCCUCGUCAACCUCUUCUUCAAGGGCGGCCGUGCCACCAGCCAGAGCUGGGCCCCCCCCGGCCCAGACCCCCCCGCACCUGACCACCGGGCGCACGCCAAGUCCCCGGGGCGCCCCGACGGGGACAGAGUAGGCGCUGUGCAGAAGUUUGUCAUCCGGAGCCUGCAGCGGGAGAAGAGCCGCCGCGCCAGCAUCCUGGGCCCCGCGGGCAUGGGCGCACUGCAGCCCCCCGGCAGCGACCCCGCCGCCCGGCUGCCCCUCGUGCAGGACACCGCCGCCCGGCUGCUCAGCCCCGACGAGGUGGCGGCCGUGCUUCGCCACUGCACCCGGUACCUGCAUGAGGGCAGCGUAGAGGACUUGGUGAGGCCGCUGCUCGCCAUCCUGGACCGGCCCGAGAAGGUGCUGCUGCUGCGUGAUGUGAGGAGCGUGGUGGCCCCCACGGACCUGGGCCGGUUCGACAGCAUGGUGAUGCCGCUGGAGCUGGAGGCGUACGACGCCCUGAAGAGCCGCUCGGUGCGGUCGCCUGCCCUCCGCCCGGCCCAUCACGACAUACCCCCCAAGAGACACCUCAUCACACCAGUGCCUGACUACCGGGGCGGAUUCCUGCUGAAGCCGGCGGGAGCCCAGGAGCCGGAGGAAGCCGGGGGGCUGCAGGGGAGCCCGUCCCGGCCACGGGCCUCCCCAAGCCCCCGCCGGUCUCACCCCCGCGUCUACACCCCCCUCCCCGACGUGCCAGUGGACGCCUACACCUGCUCCAGCGGCCCCCUGCCCGCCGCGGGCCCUGGGCCCCCCAACUGGCUGCUGACGGAGCCCCUGGGAGAGGGGCGCUCGCGCAGCCCCCGGCCUGCCUGGCGCCAGCAGCCCCUGGCGCCCCACAGCAGGUCUGAGGACCCCCACCACUCCGUGCCGGUGAAGCCCCGCCGGGGCCGGCUGCCCCUCGCUCACCUCUUUGGGGGGCCGGGAGGUGAGGUGGGGGCCAAGCCAGCCACCAACGGCCCUGAGGCCGCUGGGGAGGAGGAGGAGGAAGAGGAGGAGCAGCGGCUGCUCACCGUCACCCUCUCCAAGCUGAAGCACUCGCUGGGGAUCAGCAUCUCCGGCGGCAUUGAGUCGCGGGCGCAGCCCAUGGUGAAGAUUGAGAAGAUCUUCCCCGGGGGAGCUGCCUUCCUCAGCGGUGUCCUCAAGGCUGGGCACGAGCUGGUGGCGGUGGACGGGGAGAGCCUGGAGAACGUCACGCACCAGCGGGCUGUGGACAUCAUCCGCCAGGCCUACCGCAACAAAGCCAAGGAGCCCAUGGAGCUGGUGGUGCGGGUGCCCGUGGCCCCCCCGGAGUGAUGCUGCACCCCCCCCCCCCCUCAAGCUUUCCCAUACCCCCAAGGAGCCGGCUCAUUCCUGCACCCAGCAGUGGCCGGUCUCAGUGCAGCAGGAAAAGGGGCGCAAGCGCCAGAGCACCCCACGGCCUGGGCGCAGAGGAGCUUCCCCCAGCAGGACCCACGCGGGAGCACCCAGAGGCAGGUUGGAGACAUUGGGGGGGGGGGGGGGGCAGGUGGCACCCAGCCCCGCUCUGGACACACAGCUGUGACACUGCCCUGAAAAAACACAGCCAGGAGCUUGGUUUUAAUUGGCAUUUUGGGGUGGUACAAGGGCGAGCCAGGCUCUGGAAGUGGGACACAACGGAAAUAAAGUAUAAAACCCCCCCGAGAGCUGGGGGCGACCAAGCCA